GCCGCGUGUGUCCCCGCGUGCCCGCGUCCGCCCCAACGCGUACCGCAGCCUGCUGGCACUCCUCCGCGCCGCCAGGGGCGCAGAGGUUCUUCGGCGCCGCAAGGGAGCGCUCGGUGGCCCCUCCCGCCAGCGGCGCCGCCGUAGCCAUAGCGACGCCACCGACGCCAUGGCCGCUGCGGAGCCGUUGUCGCCCGCCGAGGCCGAGGCGCUGGUGCGGACCUUGCGUGGCACCGAGCUGCGGGACGCCGGCGGGAAAGGGUGGCUUCGGCAGCAUGAGUGUGUGGAGAAGCUGAACAUGCACGCCAUCCUGAGUGCCUCUGCCGGCCAGGAGCAGCUCCUCAUCGAGCUGCUCGUCAGCCAUGCCAAGAUUCCUGUUCUCAUCGGAGAGCUGAUCUCAGUGGAGGUCUGGAAGCACAAGGUCUUUCCCGUGCUGUGCCGGCUUGAGGAUUUCCACCCACGCAGCACCUUCCCCAUCUACGUGGUGCUGCAUCACGAAGCCUCCAUCAUCAACCUCCUGGAGACGGUGUUUUUUCACAAGGAGAUCUGUGAGUCAGCAGAGGACAGCAUUCUGGAUUUAAUUGAUUACUGCCAUCGAAAACUGACCCUGCUCACAGCUCGAAGUGCCAGCGGACAGGCAGUGACCCAGCAGGAGCUCCGUCCCGAGGAGCUGGCCAGUCCUUUGUCCAUGCAGGAGCUGCAGAAGCAGGCGGAGAUGAUGGAGUUUGAGAUUGCCCUAAAAGCACUGUCCGUGCUGCGGUUCAUCACUGACCAGGUGGGCAGUUUGCCCCUGAGUGCGCUGACACGGAUGCUGAACACCCACAACCUGCCCUGCCUCCUCGUCGAGCUGGUGGAACACUGCCCGUGGAGCUGCCGUGAAGCAGCAGUGCGAUGGAAAAUGGCACAAUCCACUGCAACCCUACGGGGGGAAAGCACCUCAGCAGGAGUUCACAGUAUAGGCAAGUUCAAGAAGUUUGAGAACGGCACGUGGCUCGUGGUGCCCCUUGAAGACCAGAUGAAGAUGACUAAACUUGAUGGGCAGGUGUGGCUUGCCCUCCUCAACCUCCUGCUCAGCCCAGAAUGCCAGCACAAGUACCACUUUGAUGGCUUCAACAAGAGCCAGCUCCUUAAGCUCCGUGCAUUCCUGACAGAUGUCCUCCUGGACCAGCUGCCGAACCUGGUGGAGAUGCAGAGAUUUCUGAGCCACCUGGCAGUGGCAGAGCCAGCUCCUCCAAAAAAGGAUCUUGUUCUGGAGCAGGUGCCUGUCAUCUGGGACCACAUCCUCAAGAAGAACACGGGCAAGUGGGAGGCCAUCGCCAAGCACCAGGUGAAGCAUGCCUUCAGCCCCACUGAGGAAGAGCUGAAGCUCCAGGCACGCAGGUGGGCGCAGACGUACAGCCUGGACAUGCUGGAGGUCCUCGCCCCCGACAAACCCCGGUGCCCGGUGUGCGGUGUGGAGGCGGCCAAGCGGUGCUCUCGCUGCAGGAAUGAGUGGUACUGCACACGGGCAUGCCAGGUCCAGCACUGGCAGAAGCACCGCACUGCCUGCAACCUGCUGGCCCAGGCGUCGGGCACUGCAGGCACACUGUGAGCAGGGCAGGGUCUGACCUGCAGCACGGCAAGGCCCGGUUCUCCUUGGAGAAAAGCCCUGUAGCACCACGCAGGCAGGCUCACAGCCCUUCUCCCUGGUAGUUUCAUGGGGCCCAGCCUCCCUGUCACCACCAUGCAACACCCCCACUCCUAGUGCACCCUGCAGGGGCUCGGCUCCCCCUCUUUGUAUUCUCUUUGAAGACAAUAAACCACUUCCUCCCCUCCCUCACA
Molecule: messenger RNA, 1818 nt
Organism: Meleagris gallopavo (turkey)
Lineage: Eukaryota; Metazoa; Chordata; Aves; Galliformes; Phasianidae
Gene: ZMYND10
Product: zinc finger MYND-type containing 10
Biological process (GO): motile cilium assembly; inner dynein arm assembly; outer dynein arm assembly
Cellular component (GO): centriolar satellite; cytoplasm
Source: RefSeq, a predicted model, not a curated record